GCUUAUCGCACCGCCUGCUUGGCCCCCCCCCUUGUCAUUGGGAUUGGCUUAUUGCUGUCGACGCGCUAAGCUGGCUCACUCCUUGCGGCCUUCUCUGCUGCCCUCAUGACUAGAUCAAGUUGAUGACCUGUUAACUACCCGGUGGGCCUCUUCCUGCACGGUCUCCGGAGCGAGGUUCCGUUGCCUAUUCCAAUUGCGCAAGCGGGGAGGGUGAGGUUGAAUUAGGUUCUUAUCUCGACAUCUCGGAACCAAACAAGAACGAAAAGCCGCGUUUCCCCUCUUCGUGCUCUUCGUGCCCUUCGUGCGCUCUCUCUUCUGAGCCAGAAGCGCGUGCACCGUACCCCAACACCCUCACACUCUCACACAUUGGCUCAAGAGGGAGUAUCUCCAACCUAAGAAUGGAGCCCUCAACAUCCUUCAACCCGCAAACCUCAGGCCUGACGCCAGGCGGCCGACGAACUCUAGGGAUCGCAUUACUACUGAUCGUGGUCUUCUUAUGGACGGCCUCGAAUUUCCUGGCCAGUACCAUCUUCGCCGACAACACCUACUCUAAACCCUUCUUCGUGACCUACGUCAACACCUCCAUCUUCAUCCUCCCGCUCUUUUCCAUUAUUGCGAGCCGGGUGUUUCGGCUCUGGCGCGCCGGCAAGCUGUACCGAAUCCGGUCGGUGCAGAGCCUGUUGCAGCAUCUGGAUGCGCAUGAUGGCCAUAGUGAGGGGCAGUGGAUUCUGGAGCGGGAGGGCAGAAGCCCGGGGGGCUGGGGUUCGUCGUCCAGGUUGGGGUUGAAGGAGACGGCGAAGCUGAGUUUUCAGUUUUGUCUGCUAUGGUUUACUGCCAAUUACUUCGCCAUGGCAUGUUUACAGUAUACAACGGUGGGGAGUACCACGAUCCUGACCUCCACGAGCGGCGUAUGGACCCUCAUCUUCGGCGCCCUCAUCGGCGUCGAACGCUUCACGCCCCGCAAACUCCUCGGCGUGAUCGCCUCCCUCCUCGGGAUCAUCAUCAUCUCGCGCCUGGACAUCUCCUCCCCCGCCCCCGCCCCCGCCCCAGACGCAGACGCAGACCCCACCGGGGGAAGCACCUUCCCCCCCAAAACGACCACCGAAAUCGCCCUCGGCGACGCAAUGGCCGCCUUCAGCGCCGUCAUGUACGGGGUGUACACGAUCGUCCUGAAAAAACAGGUCGGCGACGAGUCCCGCGUCAACAUGCAGCUCUUCUUCGGGUUAGUCGGCCUCCUGAACAUGGUGCUGCUGUGGCCCGGGUUCCUGGUCCUCCACGCCCUGGGCGUGGAACCCCUCGCGUGGCCCGACUCCGGCCGCGUCUGGACCAUCAUCUGGGUCAAUGCGCUGGCCUCCCUCCUGUCGGAUCUCUGCUGGGCCUACGCCAUGCUCCUGACCACGCCGCUGGUCGUGACUGUCGGCCUGAGUCUGACGAUCCCGCUGUCGCUGGUGGGCCAGAUGGUCAUUCAGGGGGAGUAUGCCAGUCCGGCGUAUUGGGUUGGCGCGACGGUGGUGUUUUGCUCGUUUUUGGUGGUGAAUCAUGAGAGUCGGCUGGAUUUGGAUGCCGGGGGAACCGAUUCUGGAGAAGGGGAG
Messenger RNA from Aspergillus uvarum CBS 121591, 1592 nucleotides. Its product is annotated as DMT family transporter. Gene Ontology annotation, cellular component: membrane. Gene Ontology annotation, biological process: regulation of peptide transport. Lineage: Eukaryota; Fungi; Ascomycota; Eurotiomycetes; Eurotiales; Aspergillaceae. The record is from RefSeq and is a predicted model, not a curated record. The annotation marks the transcript as partial. The transcript is spliced from 5 exons.